This is a messenger RNA of Zasmidium cellare ATCC 36951, 915 nucleotides long. RefSeq lists its product as uncharacterized. The transcript has a single exon. The coding region runs from base 1 to 915 and encodes 304 amino acids. NCBI's taxonomy places the organism in Eukaryota, Fungi, Ascomycota, Dothideomycetes, Mycosphaerellales, Mycosphaerellaceae. The record is from RefSeq and is a predicted model, not a curated record.
AUGCCAAACAAAGGCAUCCCUUUCAACCCCUCCACCGACAUCCCCUCCCUCUCCGGCAAAGUCAUCCUCAUCACCGGAGCCAACUCAGGCCUUGGCCAAAAAUCCGCGCUCGAACUCUCAAAACACAACCCCUCCGAACUCUGGAUCACCGCCCGCAGCACCGAGAAAGCAGAAGCCGCCGUCGCAGAAAUCAAAGCCGUUUCCCCAAACGCGAACAUCAAAGCUCUCGCCCUGGAUCUAGGAUCUUUCGAGUCGAUCAAAGCUGCCGCGAAGAAGUUCCUUUCCGAGGCGUCGAGACUUGAUGUCCUCAUGCUGAAUGCAGGCAUUUUCGGACAUCCGCCUGCCCUGACGGAAGAUGGAUAUGAGAUCCAUAUGGGCACGAAUCAUCUCGGGCAUGCGUUGCUGCUCAAACUCCUGGCUCCUCUGCUCGUCAAAAGCGCAGCAGACGCAGAUGUGAGAGUCUUGAUCCUGACUUCGAUAGGCUGGAGAUUGGGUCCCAAGCAAGUUCUCGAAUUCGAAACCUUCAAAACCGUCGAAGGCGCGAGCCCGAUCAUGCGCUACGUGCAGAGCAAAUUCGCGAAUAUGCUCUACGCGGAGCAGGUCGCGAAGCACUUCCCUCAGUUCACGACCAUCUCGCUGCAUCCGGGGGAAGUUGGCACGGCGCUGUUUUCGCGGGAGCCCGGGGAUGAGCAGAUCCGGUAUUUGCAGAAGGAGGUGGUGCCGACGAAGAUUGUGCCUGUUGAUGAGGGUGUGAAGAAUCAGCUCUGGGCGGCUGGGGCGUCUGGUCUGGUGAGUGGGGCGUAUUAUGAGCCGGUGGGAGUGCUUUAUCAGGAGAAGCUCCAGGAGGGUCAUGUUGAGAUCGCGGAGAAGCUGUGGGAUUGGACGGAGAAGGAACUCGAGGGCCAGGUCGUGUGA